This is a messenger RNA of Trichoplax adhaerens, 204 nucleotides long. RefSeq lists its product as uncharacterized. Gene Ontology annotation, cellular component: extracellular region. The record is from RefSeq and is a predicted model, not a curated record. The annotation marks the transcript as partial. Gene Ontology annotation, biological process: cell fate commitment; neuron differentiation; canonical Wnt signaling pathway. Lineage: Eukaryota; Metazoa; Placozoa; Uniplacotomia; Trichoplacea; Trichoplacidae. Gene Ontology annotation, molecular function: frizzled binding; cytokine activity. The transcript has a single exon.
CCUAAACUCAACGAACUAAUUUAUAUUGAUCCAUCACCUGACUAUUGCGCUAAAAACAAGAAAUAUAGAAUCACUGGCGUUGCUGGUAGGCGAUGUCAUUUGUAUGCUAAAGCUGGUGAAAUUUCGUGUGAAGAAAUGUGCUGUGAUUAUGGUUAUCACAUUACCAAAUCCACGCAAAGCGUAAAAUGUAACUGCCAAUUUAAU